AGUCACAUGGCUGGUUUGGGUGAAGCAUCACGGCACUCCUCAGCAUCAUCCCAUCCCCCAGCCUUAUUGGUUACACAGGCCCCUCCCCUCCCCCACCAUGUCAGAAUAGCAAUGAUCUCACAAUAGGAGGUGGUCUGACUGCCAGCACAGUCUGGAGACUUACUCAGAACCCCACCCAUCCUCAACCAUUACCACACUCACGUCAAGCAGGCUGGCACCAGCCCAGACUGUACUUUCCUCAGACUCCCAGGCCUAGUUCAGGUCAAGCAGAUGAACUUAAUUGGUGAGUGACCCACAGCUGUGAAUUCCUCUGCCAUCCUCAGAGUCUUUGGCCCAGCUGGUGUCAAGCAGCCUGGGCACCCAACCAGACUGGACUAUCUUCAGUAAAAAAAAAAAAAAAAAAAAAAAAAAAAAAAAAAAAAAAAAGAUCAACCUAUGAGGGACCCAGACUGUGCCAUCCCUACAGUCCCUGUUCAACCUCAACCUAAGGUCAAAUUGCCUUCUCCCCAGCUUACUUUGGUCUACCUUUGAUCAGCCUGCACUUAAUCCAACUUCGUGAGUGAUCAAGACACUGCCCUAUUGUGCAACUGCAGAGUACCAGGCACAGGUUUGGUCAGGGGAACACAUCACCUGCCCAGACUUCCACCAUGAUUGGCGAGAUCUGUGUUGCAGCAACCUUCAUCUCCAACUUCCUGUGCACCAGGGGCCUCAGGAAUGAGCAGCAGCUACAGAUCUUCAGCCAGAGCCUGCAGGAGCUACUGGUAGAGCACUACAAACAUCACUGGUUCCCAGAGAAGCCCUGCAAGGGUUCAGGUUACAGGUGUAUUCGUAUUAACCAUAAAAUGGAUCCUCUGGUCGGCCAGGCAGCCCAGCAGAUUGGACUGAGCAGCCGAGAGCUGUUCAGGCUUCUCCCAAGUGAACUCACACUGUGGGUUGACCCCUACGAAGUGUCCUACAGGAUUGGAGAGGAUGGCUCCAUCUGUGUGCUGUAUGAAGCCUCACCAGUGGGAGGUAGCUCUCAAAACAGCACCAACGCUCAAACAGUAGAUAGCAGAAGCAGCUGUAAGGAGGAACCUCUUUUGGGCAGAACAAGCCCUUCUAAAAACUACAAUAUGAUGACUGUAUCAGGUUAAGAUACAGUCUACGGAUGGAUCAUCUUAUAAUGGAUGGAUAAAUUGAUUUUUGCUUUGGGUGGGUUCCUCUUGGGGAUGGAUUAUUGAAUUUAAACCAUGUCACGGCUGUAAAGAUCUGGAAUGAGA
Messenger RNA from Rattus norvegicus (Norway rat), 1259 nucleotides. Lineage: Eukaryota; Metazoa; Chordata; Mammalia; Rodentia; Muridae. The record is from RefSeq and is a predicted model, not a curated record.